Paramuricea clavata is the source of this 5127-nucleotide messenger RNA. Lineage: Eukaryota; Metazoa; Cnidaria; Anthozoa; Malacalcyonacea; Plexauridae. The record is from the annotation of a GenBank genome assembly.
AUGAAGGUCAAUCUGGCUGCUCAGGUGUUAAGUAGUACUAUGGCUCUUGCACUGCGACAUUUCUACACUGAUGGCUCAGCAGAAGAAACUGCAAGGUUCUGUGAAAUGAUAAACAGAUUCUUCGACUGCCUCAAUGUCUGGUCAACCUCCGAGUACACAAGAAAAAGAAAUGAUUUCCUAGCUCCAUAUUCCAGUGCCGAUGAUGAGCGUUUUAACUGGCUACAGAAUACAUUUUUGGUGUAUCUGCAAGAGUGGCUGACUGUAAUUCACCAAAGGACGGGGAAUUUUUCAAAUGACGAUCGAGCAAAAAUGUUCAUCUCUCAUCAGACCUACCAUGGCUUGAGAAUGACAGUCCAUUCCCUAGUUGAGGUGACAAAAUUCCUGCUUUCAGAAGGACUGGAAUAUGUGCUCUGAGAAAUUUUGCCAAGAUCUUCUCGAAGAAUACUUUGGUCAUCAGCGGUCAAGCCAAGGAGGCCAACUGUUCAAAGUUUUGGCUACAACAACCUCACCAUUGCUGCUCAGCGUAGUGUUGCUCCUGUUGUAAGAGGGAAUGUAAUGGGCCGGCACAAAGGAGAAUCCUCUAAAUGGGUAGUAGUCUCGGAAGAACCUCUUCCGAAAAGAAAGCGCAAGUCUUCACAAAAGAACAAAUAGCUUGUGCAUGGAAGAAUGUAUGUAUUAUGAAACAAUAUUACCUAUGUGCAUACUAUAUGUAUAUACCACAAAACUCUUCUUUUAAUUUAAUAUUCAUAAGUUGGUAUUUAAACUCAAAAACACUGGGCUCAACAGUAAGAAUAUUGAAACAGCGAAGUUUCUGAACUGUCUGACAAAGUGUUCACUUCAAUUGGGUUGCAAGUUGUAAAAAGUAAUCUUUUAUCAUUGGGUAUUGUAAUACGCACUAUACUAUUCUAAGGCCCUGUUUACAUGAGACCGGGACCAAGUCAAACCGGAAUGAAAAUUGAAAGUCAACAUGUUUACAUGAGACCGGUAUGAAAAUCACAAAAUUUUCAAUUUAUCCCUCUUGCCAGGCAAUUUUCUUUUCUAGAUGGCUUUUGUUAGCUUGUGUUGUUCCAAUGUCAAGGUUACAGCCGAGACCGGUCUGAAAUGUAUUUGUGUUUACAUUCAUCCCGGUCUGAAUUCGUGCCUGUCUGAAGUCAGUCUGCUUGGUCCAGCAGGCGGAAUGACUUCAGACCAGUCUGAGUUUUUUUCAUCCCGGUCUCAUGUAAACAUCUAUUAUAAAUAAUACUAUGACCGAAACGAUUCAGAGGCGACAUGUAUGAGCAGGGCCAUAACUAUUGGGGGGAGGGGGGGAGGUGACACCCCCACCCAUUACAGUUUUGUCUGUCAAUUUUAAUGACAUACUCAUCAGGCACAAAAAAUGUAAUUCAGCAAAAAAAUUUACAUAAUUUUUUGAAAAAUAAUUUUGGGCACCUGAAAUGUGGUCGGGCAAAAUAAGCUCACCCCCCAGCUGUAAUAAUACCCAGGUUACAGUCCUGUGCAUGAGGCCAAGUUACAGUCCUGUGCAUGAGGUCAGAAACUUCAAGGAUUUCAACAUGACUUUAGUUGCCUUUAUGUGUAAAUAUUUAUUCUGUCCCAUUGUUAAAUGCACUAAUAAUAUCAAUAUUAUUAAAAUAAUUUGUUUACUAUAUACAAUAUUUACAGUAAGUGUUUCAAAUUUCAUAAACUAUUGAGCCUUCUAUUAACAAAAAGUCUCUGCCUAUUGUAGUGGCAAAGCUAGCCUGACAAUUUAGUCAUGCUAUGCAAAUGUUUUCAAUUUCUAAACUAGGGAUCCAAGGAUAGUGUGAAGUUUCAAAUUGAAAAAGAUUCUGCAAGAACUAUAUAGGGUCGCUGACAACCUAGAAAAGCUGAUGUCUUACACUACGAAAUAAACAAUCACCAACGGCAUUUCAUCUCAUUAUAUAUUGCUUUUAAUGCGCUCGACACACGAGUAGCGUGACGUUUGAAACAAGCCUAACACAUCAGAAACGUACUUUGUGAAACUGAUACAAUUUAUCUAUUUAUUGUGAUGCUACACACGACAAUUCAAAAUUUCAAUUGCAGUUGUCGCUAAUAAAAGCAUCUGCACAAGGCUACUGCAAACUUAUAAUUGAAAUAGAUGUAUACGAUAUGUUAUAAAUAAUAAGCACUACGUCGUUACAUCAUUGAAAGGAAGCAUUUUAUCUUCAUCCGUUCCAUAUUUUUUUCGCAUUUCCGUUCUGUGGUCCGCUCCAUCCGCUUCCGCAUUUUAACCUAAUUGUGACAUAUUUUACAAUUAAAUAACAAGUCCGCACUGACCUUUGACUUUUCCCAGUGUCACGUUGUGUCUAUUUUUAACUUUUCGCAUGUUUUGAAUAAUGUCACUUUAGAUUUCAAUAGUUUCACAGUUAUAGCAGUGUUUAAAGCAGUUUUGACAAGCUUUGAUACAGUUCUGUGUACAGAAUACUACAGAUUAAUUCUCAUAAGAUCUGGUAGAGUUAACGUUGCACUGAACACGAGUUUGCACCGUUGACAACGGCGUUGUGCUAGACAGUAAACAAGGUGCGCGACAGUACACGUUGGCUACAUGUACCUCCUUGCUUUUUUCUUCCAUUGCAUAAAGCUUCUUGGUUAGCCAAGCGAUUGGUGAUAACCCGUUGGCGAUAACAUAUUGGCUAUCUCCUCGUCUUUUUUAUUAGAAUAAGGAGCUCUGACUCAACUGAUUUCCUUCGUCUCGCAAUAUUUUCUUCAUAAACGCCUGUACAAUCCGUGGGUCACUUUGGACAACCGUUUUCCGUGAAAAUGGAUUUUAAAAUAUUUUAUUAGAAAACUGUUUUCCGUGAAAAUGGAAAACGGAUUUUAAAACAUUUUAUUAGAAAACCGUUUUCCAUAAAAAUGGAAAAUGGAUUUUAAAACAUUUUAUUAUUAUAUUUAUUGAGUGCGGGCGGGGGGGGGGGGGGGGAGCGCGGGCAGGGGGAGGAGUGCGGGCAGGGGGAUGCGGGGGAUCGACAUUUGUUAAAAUCAGGAUUAAACGUUUUUGCUGCAUCUCAACAUCUGUGACAAGACAUUCGAAACUGGUUGUAGGUAUUUAUUUAUUUAAAUUUUUUCCCCAGUAGUAUUUACAAGAAUAGUAAUUAAUUAUGUAAAAUAAGUAAUGUAAGGUCUAGACAUCCACUAGAAACCUGGACAGGCUUUUGAAUUAAGACCUACCCCUAGUUGAUAAAGAAUUGAGACAUACGAUUGAGGUUCAAGAACUUGACAAGUUCACAAUUAACAUACGAAUACAUUUUGCCCUCUAUAUGAUUAACAAGUAAUCGCACAGUUCCUCGUAAAAUUAAGAUUUAAUUUCACUUCUGUUAACUUUGAAAACACGCGUGAAAUUAAACCUUAAUUUUACUCGACCCCAUGCGAUUACCUAUACUAAUUUGCCCGCCUUCAUUUUGACUGGGGGCAGCUCCCCCCCUUGCCCCGUACUCCUAAUGGGCUAUUGGUUCUUACUUUAUAUUAACUGCCUUACUGUGUAAAUACUAGAUGACAAAAACGGAUUUUUAUGAUUUAACAGGUCUUCUAAACCAGUAUCAACAGCACAAGCAGUUUCUUUACCACCAUCGAAGAAACAGAAAGUAGUGAAAUAUUCUUUGAAAGUUACUCUAGCAGAGCUUGAAAGGAACAAGAUUGUUAAUCAAUCACGUCAGAAAUAUAUUAUGAUUGCCGAAGAUAGUGCCGAUGUUGGUUCAAUAACGAAAGCUUGCAGGAAAGAGUUUGAUGACGAAACUUUGGUUAUUGUUUCCAGCAAUGGCUUAUCUAUAGAAGAUAGUGAAGCUACCCAAGGUACAAAUGUUUUCUAUUUGAUGUGGUUUGAAAUUCUAUUUUAUGAUUUUAUAUUAUGGUAUUUACAAUGUAGUUUUUUAAAAAUGCUUGUGUAAACCAUUUUACCCAUUGACUGACAUGGGCGGAUUUACUAGGGGAGUUAGGGGGGUUAAACCCCCUUAGAAUCUCUCUAACAAAGUGUUCAAUUCCACCAAAAUUUUGCUUCAACCCUCCUAUUUUGGCUGAAAGUCGUAACCUUAAUGCCUAUAACCCCUGCCAAAACUCGCUCAGUGGUGCCGCUUGCGCCCAACUAUAGAAUUUUUUCCACCCCACCUUUAAAAAAAAGAAAAUCCGGCCCGCCCCUUGCAUUGACACAUUGACAUUGUACAUGUUUGUUUAAAAAUAAUUUUAAUUUAGUAAUAUUAAAGCUAAAUCUCAUAUUUAUGCCACAGUAUAAACUAGACUUAAAGUAUAGUUAUUAUAAACUAUUUACCCUGAACUUUAUCAAGCUAUAUACCAAUCUGACUCUUGUUGUUGGAUGGACUUUAUAUAUCUUCUACAACAUGCAUCCAGAAUUAGUUUAUAUGUAUACCCUAAUUAUACUAUAUACUGAAAAGUGUUGUAUGUAACUUUAUUAAGGUUUAUCUUUUUGGAAAUCAAAUUCAAGAAGAAUCUUUGCAGUCCCCAUGAAAAGAGCAGUGAGCCUGAGGUAGUGAACAUUGAAGAUGAUGAAAAGAAAGAUGAAAAGUUGAACAAUCUCAUGACUAAGAUCAAAGGUAACUACCAACAAUACAUUAUACAUAUAAAAAUUAAAUUAAAUUGAUAUGUGUUGUUGCCUCUGAUAACAGUUUAAUUUGUUGUACAUACUGUAUAUCGUCAAUUUGUUAUAUAGCUUAGUUCCAUGAAAUACUAAUAUACCAUGUCAUAAAAGCAGUUUAUAUAGGCAUUAUUGCUCAAUUUUUGUUGCAUUUUUGGUUUACAGAUGACAUAAUUGAGAACACCAACCAAGAAAUGUCACAGCACUUCAACGAAAUAAAACAAUCUGUUGUUGAUAUAAAGGCAGACCUGCACACACUAGCCAUGUUUGAAAGCACUAAACUUAUUUUGGAAAUUGGAAAGGAGCUACAGUGUAUCAUAUGCAAAUAUGUGAUAGAACCACCGGCCGUCUUUGCGAAUUGUUGUGGUAAAAUACUUGGCUGUGAAACGUGCAUAACUCCAGCUGUUGCAACAACAAGAGCUUGUCCAAAUUGCAGAAGUCAUGAUACUGAAGGAAUACAUAUUGUACGUGGAUUAGAAUUUCUUAGUCAGCUCAAAACGGAAAUUUCUAAAAGUGAUGGCAUAUAG